Messenger RNA from Talpa occidentalis (Iberian mole), 2579 nucleotides. Its product is annotated as patr class I histocompatibility antigen, A-126 alpha chain-like. The record is from RefSeq and is a predicted model, not a curated record. The coding region runs from base 42 to 1133 and encodes 363 amino acids. NCBI's taxonomy places the organism in Eukaryota, Metazoa, Chordata, Mammalia, Eulipotyphla, Talpidae. The transcript has 8 exons. Gene Ontology annotation, cellular component: external side of plasma membrane. Gene Ontology annotation, molecular function: peptide antigen binding; signaling receptor binding. Gene Ontology annotation, biological process: positive regulation of T cell mediated cytotoxicity; antigen processing and presentation of endogenous peptide antigen via MHC class I via ER pathway, TAP-independent; immune response.
AGCCCGGACACCCAGCGUUUCUGGCCGAGUAGGUGAGGGCCAUGGGGCCCGCGCCCCUCCUGCUGCUGCUCUUGGGGGCCCUGGCCCCGGGGGAGACCUGGGCAGGCUCCCACUCCCUGAGGUAUUUCUUCACCGCGAUGUCCCGGCCCGGCCUCGGGGAGCCCCGCUUCAUCUCGGUGGGGUACGUGGACGACACGCAGUUCGUGCGGUUCGACAGCGACGCGGCGAACCCGAGGAUGGAGCCGCGGGCGCCCUGGAUGGCGCGGGAGGGGCAGGAGUACUGGGAGCAGCAGACUGGGACCCUGAAGGCCGCGGCACAGCUGAGCCAAGUGAACCUGAACAUCCUACGCGGCUACUACAACCAGAGCGAGGACGGGUCUCACACCCUCCAGGAGAUGUUUGGCUGCGAAGUGGGGCCCGACGGGCGCUUCCUCCGCGGGUACAGUCAGUCCGCCUACGAUGGCACCGAUUACAUCGCCCUAAACAAGGACCUGCGCUCCUGGACCGCGGUGGACAGGGCGGCUCAGCUGUCCCAGCGCAAGUGGGAGGAGGAGGGAGUGGCCGAACAUGAGAGGAACUACCUGGAGGGCACCUGCCUGGCAGGGCUGCGCAAAUACCUGGAGAAGGGGAAGGAGAGGCUGCAGCGCUCAGAUGCCCCAAAGACACAUGUGACCCACCACCCCACUUCUGACCAGAAGGUCACCCUGAGGUGCUGGGCCCUGGGCUUCUACCCUGCGGACAUCACCCUGACCUGGCAGCGAGAUGGGAAGGACCUGACCCAGGAGAUGGAGCUAGUGGACACCAGGCCUGGGGGAGAUGGAACCUUCCAGAAGUGGGCGGCUGUGGAGGUGCCUUCUGGAGAGGAGCAGAGAUACACAUGCCAUGUGCAGCAUGAGGGGCUUCAGGAGCCCCAAGUCCUGAUUUGGGUGCCCCCUCCUCAGUCCUCCAUCCCCACCGUGGGCAUCAUUGCUGGCCUGGUUCUCCUUGGAGCUGUGCUCACUGGAGCUGCGGUGGCUGCAGCUGUGAUGUGGAGGAGGAAGCGCUCAGGUGAAAAAGGAGGAAGCUACACUCAGGCUGCAGGCAGUGACAGUAGCCAGGGCUCUGAUGUGUCUCUCACAGCUGCUAAAGUGUGAGACAACUGCCUUGUGGAAACAGUGGUGCAAGGUUUCUUCUCACCCCCACACCCUUGCUGCAAAGGGCAUCCUCAUGUGUCUGUGUUCCUAUAGCAUAACGUGAGGAGGUGGGGAGACUGGCCCAGCCCUGCCCACCAGGCCCCUCCCCACACUGACCUGUGUCUCUCCCUGAUGACUUUCCUGCUCCAGCAGAGGCGGGGCUGGCUCCACCCCUGCCUGUAAUUUGUAUUUACCAAAGAAAAAUACACACUUCCCUAUUGAAAGUUAUUGUUAUUUUUUCUUUUCUUCCCAUAUGGGAUUGAUCGGUUAAUUAGCAGAAUUCCUAAUAUUUGAGAUUAAACAAAUAGAGGAGACCUGAGGACCAGCCAGAACUGCAGGGUUGCUGUGCUGAGUCUGUGCAGGUGUGGGCAGGAGAGGCUGUGAGGAGCCAAGGGGGACAGGCCUGUGUCCAGUCGGUGCUCAGUGCAUUCUGGGCUUUGACAUGGCCACUCCCCAGGGUCAUCUCUCUGCUCCUUUGUCCUUGUCCCUCAGUAGCACCUGUCCCAGCAGGGCCUGUGAUCACAGGGACUCAGACCCUACCUGGGCCUGUCUUGUCUCCAGGAUGUGGGUGGAGACUGCGUGUUCGGUCCUCAGCCUUUGUACUCUAUCUAUAUAUUAUUUUGGUUUUUAUUUUUAUGCCUGUUCAAUUUCAUAUGUAGAGACCAGGCCUCAUGUCCUCUGGGUGUCCCUGUCUCUGAUGGCAACAGGAGCAUCUGUCAUUGUCCCUACAAGGCCCAGGGAAAUCCCUGCACACAGGACUGUCUGGUGCUAGAGCUUGAUUUCCAGACUCAUCCAGUUGUUAGUCUCAUUUUAGGACUCUGUUCUGGAUGAUUAAUUCCAUUUUCUCCAUAUCUUUUAUAAAGAACUAAAUUCUGGUAUCAGGUGGAUUAGGUAAUGUUUCAUUUUAAAUAAUGUCUUGGAGGCCUCCCUGGUAGCACAAGGGGUUUAGACACAGCGCAAGUACAGUCCCCAGCCAGGGAGGUAACCCACAUGGCACUCAGACCUCUCCUGUCUUGCCCGCUGCUCCCCUCAGCAGUGUAUUUCAGCCAGUAUACCUCUUCUGUUCCCAACUCUGUCUCUGGUGAAUCCUCUCACCCCCAACACCUCUGACUUUUACCCCAGUUCUUGAAUGCAUAAAUAAAUACAUCUUUUAAAAUAAUUUUAAAAAUAUGUUCCUCCCUGGUGGUGCAAAUGGUUAAGACUUCAGCCCAUGAAGCAAUCUGAAGUCUCUGCAGCACCAGUAUGAUCCCUGGCCUAGGAGCUGACCCAGGCACAGCAGACCUCUCCUGGACUUGCCAGCUGCUCCCCUCAGCAGUGUAUUUCAAUCAGUCUGCCUGUUCUGUUCCUUACUCUGUCUCUGGUGAAUCCUCUUACCCCCACACCUCUGGCCUGUACCCCAGUUCUUAA